ACGGAGACCGACUCUGCUUUUAUUCUCCGACUCAGAGAAGGAUAUUAUAAUGUUUUUAAUUAAUAUAAAUACACUCGUAUUUCCAUACCCAAGAACAAACCCUCUCUCUCUCUCUCUCUCUCUCUGUUUCUAGUUUUUAUCUCUGAAACUCACAGAGAAAACCCACUUUGUAGCCCACAAUUGCUUUCCUUUUCUGAGUGUAGAAACAGAAAUUAAGAAUCUUGGAGGCCAAUUCAACUUAAGAAUUGAAUUUGGAGUCUCUUUCUCGUCUCUGUUUUUUGCUUGUGGUUUUAUCUCUCUGUAACUCACAGAGAAUUGAUCAUCAAAACCAUGAUGACUUCCGGUUCCCUUUUUGUGUGUGAGUCAUUCAAUGAACUCAAAAGAGAGUGCACCAGAGAUGAGAAAUUGGACUUGGACUUGCUCACUCUUAGGGUUUUGAAGGACUUGAUUCUAUUGCUCCCUAAAAGACCGUCUCUGCCACUGGAUUCAGAAGAGAAGAAACUGCAAUAUCGUUUCAAACCCACCUGGGGCUCCUUCCAAAGAAAAAGAUUGAAUCAUGGUUCUUCCAAGCCUCAUACCCGUUACCAAUUGCCAAAUUUGAACGUCAAAAGGAAAAGGUUUUCUCAACCCAAGAUCAUCACACGCCUCAAAAUAAUCCCACCCAAGAAACCCCAUUUGGGAAUCUCUGCUGCUUCAUCCAUUGAUGUUCCCAACCACUGUGAAUCUCCCAAACCCACGCCACCCAGAGUAAUUGAUGGCCUCAACUGUCAAGGUUUGAAGCUUGUUACCCAGAAGCGAAGAAAAGCCACCAAGGAAGACCAAAUUGAAGAAAAGCCACCAAAGAAGCCCAAAUUGAACCCAACCCUUCCACUCUUAAACCCAUCACCAAAACUGCCUCAAAAUUUCCAGAAUAUCAUCGACACAAUGGGUGGAACCCAACUGGUUUUGGUCAUACAGAAACCUCUUACUAAGACUGACCUAAACCGACAUAACGCUCGGUUGUCCAUGCCUUUAAGCCAAAUCAAUGGCAGUUUCUUGAGAGAGGCAGAAAGAGUAUAUCUGGAUCAACAGCAAGCAAUGGAAGUCCCAUUCAUGGAGCCCUCCGGUAAGGUAAAUAAAAUUGUUUUGAGGCAAUGGGACAUGCCCAAGGAGUCAGGGAAGAAAAGCUCAUGCUAUGUGAUGAUAAAAUCUUGGAAUGAGGUAGUGGAAAAAAAUGAUCUUGGCAGAAAGCUUAACCAAGUGAUCCAAAUUUGGUCUUUUAGAGUUGGUAAUGAAGAUCAACUCUGCCUGGCUUUUGUUGUGGUCAACACAGGAGAGAACAAUGAGGGAGCAAGUAGCUGCGGGCAAGGAAGAGAUAGGGAUUGACACUAAUUUUGGCCUUUUCAAUUGACCAAUUUUCUUGUAAUUAGAUAUUUUGUUUAGAGUUUAUUAGAGAGAAUGCCAAUAUGUUAUGACUCAUGACAUAUUGUUUAUUAGUAUUUUUUUUUAUAAAUUUUUAGAUAGGGAUCUAUUGUCAAUUAA
Molecule: messenger RNA, 1521 nt
Organism: Quercus robur (English oak)
Lineage: Eukaryota; Viridiplantae; Streptophyta; Magnoliopsida; Fagales; Fagaceae
Product: putative B3 domain-containing protein At2g27410
Exons: 1
Coding region: 331-1365 (344 amino acids)
Molecular function (GO): DNA binding
Source: RefSeq, a predicted model, not a curated record